Neltuma alba is the source of this 2094-nucleotide messenger RNA. Its product is annotated as receptor like protein 27-like. Lineage: Eukaryota; Viridiplantae; Streptophyta; Magnoliopsida; Fabales; Fabaceae. The record is from RefSeq and is a predicted model, not a curated record. Bases 1 to 2094 code for a protein of 697 amino acids. The transcript has a single exon. Gene Ontology annotation, molecular function: protein binding.
AUGCCAAGGCUCACUUCUUUGGACCUCAGUCACAAUUAUUUUAGUGGUUUCUUGCCAGAUGUAUUUGGAAAUCUUUCAAAUUUGGAAUUUCUUGAUUCCUCUGACAACAAGCUACAAGGUAAUUUUCCUGAGUCAAUUUUUACCCUUAUAAAUCUUUCUGAUUUGACACUAUCAUCAAAUAACUUGAGUGGCUCUGUUGACUUUUACCAAUUUUCCAAGCUUCAAAAUCUAGUACAUCUUGAUCUUUCAAGCAACAAGUUUAUUUCACUUACAUCUGAUGAUAAUCUUAACUACACCAUUCCUAAUCUUUGGGCCUUACAUUUAGAUUCUUGUCAUAUCACUAUUUUUCCAAAAUUCAUAGGCCUUCCAAAUUUGCGACAGUUAUAUCUUAAUGAUAAUAAGUUGCAAGCUCUUCCUAAGACGAUUUUUGGUUUCCUAAAUCUCCAUGAGCUAGGACUAUCAUCAAAUAAUUUGAGAGGCCCUGUUAGUCUUCAUCAAUUCUCAAAGCUUCAAUAUCUAGAAUCUCUUGAUAUUUCAAACAACAAGUUUCUCUCACUUAGCUCUAAUAAUGAUGUUCACUAUACCAUUUCCAAUCUUACCCACUUAGAUCUAUCCUCUUGCAACAUCAAUGACUUUCCUAAACAACUAGGAAACCUUCAAAAAUUAAAGAAGUUAAAUCUUUCCAAUAACAAAAUUCAUGGAGAUAUUCCCCAGUGGUUCAAUAAUGUAGGGAAAGGUCUUUUGGAUACUUUGGAUCUCUCUCAUAAUAACUUGACAUCAAUUGAACAUCUUUCAAUGGGAAACUUAGGGUUUCUUGAUCUUAGUUUCAACUUUUUGCAAGGAAAUCUCCCAAUUCCAUCCUUUGGUGUUGGAUUAUUUUUAGUGUCCAACAACAGAUUCAGUGGACACAUUUCUUCCUCAUUUUGCAAUGCAAGCUCACUUUGGAUACUCAACUUAUCUCACAACAACUUGUCAGGCCACAUCCCAAAGUGCCUUAUUGCUUUCCCAAAUCUUGUAAGUUUAGAUCUGCAGAUGAAUAAUUUCGUCGGAUCUAUACCAAACAAUUUUUCUAGGGGCAAUUCUUUGCGAUCUUUGCAUUUGAACAACAAUCAAUUUCAGGGACGGUUACCUUUAUCUUUGACCCAUUGCAAGCAAUUAGAAAUUUUAGAUGUGGGAGCAAACAAGAUCAAUGACAAAUUUCCUAAUUGGCUUGAAGGCUUACUGGAGCUACAGGUACUCAUUUUAAGAGAUAAUGAGUUCUACAGUGCCAUUUAUAGUUUCAACAACAAACAUCCUUUUCCCAUUUUAAGAAUUUUUGAUGUUUCCAACAACCGUUUUAGAGGAUCUUUGCCAACAACAUAUAUCAAGGAAUUUAAAGGAAUGAUGAAUGUUGACUUUGUUUCGGCCAAACCAGAUUACUUAGAAAACGGUUAUUUUAAUUAUCAAGAAUCAGUGAUGGUCACAUUGAAAGGUGUUGAUUUGGAGUUGGUAAAGAUCAUAAUUACAUUCACAUCCAUUGAUUUGUCAAGAAACAUGUUUGAUGGAGAGAUUCCAUAUGUUAUUGGCGAGCUGCAUUCACUUAAGGGGCUUAAUCUCUCCCACAAUAAAAUCACUGGUCCUAUUCCUCAAUCCAUCGCAAACUUGACAAACCUAGAAUCAUUGGAUUUAUCAUCAAACUUGCUUAAAGGUGCGAUUCCUCUUCCACUAGCAGAUCUCAACUUUCUUGAAGUUUUGAAUCUUUCACAGAAUCAACUUGUCGGAGAAAUACCAAGAGGUAAGCAGUUUGAUACAUUUUCACAAGAUUCUUUUGAGGGAAAUUUAGGACUGUGUGGAUUUCAAUUGUCAAAAGCAUGUAAUCAUGAUAAAGGGAAAUUGCCACAACCAACUUCAUCAAGUAAUGACAAAUUUGGAUUUAGUUGGAAACCAGUGGCUUUGGGAUAUGGAUGUGGGAUGGUGUUUGGAAUAUUCAUGGGUCAAGUUGUUUUCUUAACUGGAAAACCUAAAGGGCUUGUCAGAAUUUUUCAAGCUAGGCCCAAGAAACAAGCAAAAAAGACAAGGAAAAGAGCCUAUCAGAAUCAAAGAAGAGUGAAUUAG